Messenger RNA from Dacryopinax primogenitus, 1239 nucleotides. RefSeq names its product alpha/beta-hydrolase. The record is from RefSeq and is a predicted model, not a curated record. Bases 1 to 1239 code for a protein of 412 amino acids. Lineage: Eukaryota; Fungi; Basidiomycota; Dacrymycetes; Dacrymycetales; Dacrymycetaceae. The transcript has 12 exons.
AUGGCAGGCCCAAGAGUUCAAAGAUGGCGCUUGCUUUACCUGUUCUUGUUCAUCCUUUGUUUUCCAAUAACGAUCCCCCUGAGCGUCUCUCUAAUCGUACCCCUCCUGGCUGCAGACGCAUUAGCCCGUCGACUAUCACUGGCAACGUACAGCCGGCCGCCGCCGCUCACGCAGUUCCGAGAACGGCUCAAGUCUGGGCUGUAUGCGCUCAGAUGGCUUCUACAAGCUGUUGAUUUUGUUCCUACUAUGCUGUAUGCUUUGAAAUUGGUCAUCUGGGAUGUGUUCGAUCUCCGAUCGGGCAUGCGAGAACGUAGGCACAUCUCGAACGUUCCCGUCGACAUAUACCUUGCAACCCCCACCGCAUCUGACAAAGAGAAGAGCUGUCCGAUCGUCGUUUUCAUUCAUGAUGGGAAUUAUGGACCGAUCGUAUGUCGGAAGUGGAUGAUGGCUCCGAUUGCUUGCAAAUUACAAAGGAUCGGAUGCACGGUCAUCAUGCCUGAAGUCGACCCGACAAAAAAAGAGGAUAUGGAAGUUAUUAUUCGUAAUCUGAAGUUGGUCCUUGCAUGGACUAACACUCAUGCCGCCGAGAUACAUGGUGAUGCGGACGAAAUCUAUGUGAUGGGACAUGGGUUUGGUGCCUACCUGGCCCUGCUGCUGUCCGUCCAGAUGGCGGCCGUACGGUCGCGUAACGACUAUCAACUGCACAAUCCGGAUUAUCAAACCUCACAGGAUCAUGAUGAUGGUCUCGCAGCACAUCAUCAUGAAGUGGUGCUGCCUAAUGGGCUCAUGGAAGCAAGGAUAUAUGCACCGGAUGUCAGCAGCGUCACCAUCAAAGGCUUGAUACUGAUCGCACCGAUUAGUGACACUCAGAAGCAUCUUGAAUGGGAGGCGACGCAAGGAGUCAGCUAUCUGUCCCCGAUGCGUCAGAUCCUGGGCCGAUCUUGCCUCUUCCACUCACCAGCCCAUCUUCUAUUUGCAGCAAGAUCGAUUCUUAAUGUCCAGUAUCUCCCAUCGAAGCUGCUUGUCCUCCAUGGAGCCCAAGAUAUGGUCGUUCGGUCCUCCCAGAGUGAUAUGCUGGAGGAACUCCUGAUGGGUGCUGGUCUGCAAACCGUACAAAAGCGGUUGUACCCCAAGUUGGAUCACAUGGCACUGCUGAAAGGUAUCGAGGAUGAUGGAGUAGCGAAUAAAAGCUCUGUUGUGCUAGAUGAUGUAAUAGGCUUUAUGACGUCAUCGGACUGA